GAUUUCCUACUCGAAACUAUGAGUAUUAAUUAAUAAUACUCUCUUUCUCACUCCCACUUAAUUUGAUUUAUUCAAUGUUUUAUAUAUUUGUUGUUUGUAAUCUUUACUCAAACAUCUUCUUUUAAUUAUAUUCAUUUGGAUAGACUUUAAUCUCUCGUUCUUCUUUUCCUUUUCUUUUUUUAGGGAUAAUCUCAAUAAUUGAAAUCCCAACAUUUGGUUGAACAAACUUUUCCAAGUAACCAUCUGAUCCAGUCCAAUGGGUGAUUGUUUAUUUGCUUUGAGGAGGAAGCUUCUGGCUUAGUUUUAUGGUUCUGCCAUUAGGGGAGCAAUCAAUUAAUUUUUGCAAGACCGUCUUUUUUUAUUAUUCAAACUUUAUUUUCUUUGUAGAGCAGAACUAAGCAUCCUCAUCAUCAAUGGAGGAUUUUGUCGUGCCAAGGCUGUACAGCUGUUACAAGUGCCAGAACCAAGUAUCUCGUCAUGAUGAUAUAGUUUCUAAAGAUUUUCAGGCAAUGCAUGGCAGAGCCUUUCUGUUCUCCCAUGCCAUGAACGUAGUUCUGGGGCCCAAACAGGACAGGCAGCUUAUGACUGGUCUUCACACAGUAGCUGAUGUUUACUGCAAGGAUUGUGGAGAGGUUUUGGGAUGGAAGUAUGAGAAGGCUUAUGAGCAAUCUCAGAAGUACAAAGAAGGAAAAUUCAUUCUUGAAAAAUUCAAGAUUGUCAAGGAUAACUGGUAGUGGCAGCACUAGCACAUUUUUGUGGACUGCUUAUUUUUAUUGUCAAUACAUAUUUGUACAGUUUAUGUUGAAACUCAACUUUUCCCCCAUUGAAUUGUAAAUCAUUUAUUGGAAGGUGGGGAUUACAAUAGUCAUAUGUGAUGGUGGAAUUUUUCAUUUUUGAUGGGGCAGAAAACUGGUACCUCUUUAUAUGUU
Molecule: messenger RNA, 929 nt
Organism: Humulus lupulus (European hop)
Lineage: Eukaryota; Viridiplantae; Streptophyta; Magnoliopsida; Rosales; Cannabaceae
Product: protein yippee-like At4g27745
Exons: 2
Coding region: 414-734 (106 amino acids)
Source: RefSeq, a predicted model, not a curated record